AUGCCUCACGCCGUAGUAUUAGGUGCUGGCGUCAUCGGCCUCAGCACCGCCCUCCACCUCCAAUCCCAAUCCCCGUACUCCAUCACCCUGCUAGCCCGUGACUUUCCCUUGCCCUCAGAAACCAUAGAUGCGGUCUCCCAAAUCAAUUUCACCUCCCCCUGGGGCGGAGCGCACAACCGUCUCGUGCCCCCCACGAACCCAACCGAAGAGCGAGAACACGCCAUGUCCCUGCGGACAUUCACCCACAUGAAAACCCUCCACUCCCAAAACCCUGGGGAGGCGGGGAUCACGUUCAUGAAAGGGGUGGAGUACCUCGAGGCGCCUGGUCCCGCCUACAAAGAACUGAACGACGAAAAGGCGAAGAGUUUGGGGAUGGAAGGGUUUAGAUUGUUGAGGAAGGAGGAGUACCCGGAUGAGAGAGUGACGUGGGGCUGUGAGUAUGAUACUUGGUGUGUGAACCCGAUGGUGUUUUGCAGUUUUUUGUUAAGGAGGUUCGUAUACCUCGGGGGGAAGGUGGUAAGGAGGGAGGUGAGGGAUCCGGUGGAGAUAUUUGGCAUGAGAGAUCUUGGGGAGGUUGACGUCGUGGUUAAUUGUUCGGGCAAUGGGUUUGGGGAUGAGAAGGUGUUCAUCACUAGGGGCCAGACCUGUCUCGUGGCUAAUGCAUGCCCUGUCACUGUCACUCGCCAAAAUGCCGAUGGAUCAUGGACUUUCUGCGUGCCGCGGAAUUUCCAAGGCGGCACUAUCAUCGGCGGGACGAAGGAGCCAAAUAACUGGGAUCCGAAUCCAUCGCCAGAGGUGCGAGCGGGUUUGUUGAAGAAGUUUGCGGCAACGUAUCCUUGUAUACUCGAUAGUCACGGUGGGGGCUUCCAGGUGAUCAAAGACAUCGUUGGUAGGCGGCCCACCCGCAAAGGUGGCAUGAGACUGGAGAGAGAACAACUAAGCAACGGUAAAUCCAUUGUACAUGCCUAUGGUCUGGGUGGGAGAGGGUAUGAGCUGAGCUGGGGAGUGGCGGAGGGUGUUGCAGAGUUGCUUCCGAAGCCCACUACCCGAACCUCGAAGUUGUGAUACCACAGAAGGCAAAACAAAGAUUCUGUGUGUUCUCACUUGUACUCCAGGGAUUGAUCAUGUCCUAGAACUUUUGGUAUACAUCAAAGGACUGAAUGCUAGUAUAGACUUUCUUAGGUUGUCUUCGUUCUAGUGGUGUCAUGGCAUCACUUGAAAAGGGGCGUAUCGUGUCGGACCAUGCGGUCUGUUCAAUUCCGCCUAAUAUGUCUGGCAGUGAUUUAGAAUAUGUACUCGUCUCUCGCGUCGUCCGUAAAUAGGGCCAUCUAAUGCCAAUGCAAUGGAGAAAGCAUGCAGUUGUUCCAAGAUCCAUAUCUAUGUCCACUGUUGCAGUCAAACUUAAUUUUUGCUGAUUGCCUUUACGAAAGAUUAUGUUGAUGACGGCAAAUAGUGUCGCAACUGUCAUUUCUGAAUGUGGUCCCACAUAGUCAUCAUGCCUUGCGGUUCCGGGAACCUAGUAAAGUGGACGAGAUCUACCGCCUGGAAGCGAAC
Messenger RNA from Pseudomassariella vexata, 1554 nucleotides. Its product is annotated as FAD dependent oxidoreductase-like protein. The record is from RefSeq and is a predicted model, not a curated record. NCBI's taxonomy places the organism in Eukaryota, Fungi, Ascomycota, Sordariomycetes, Amphisphaeriales, Pseudomassariaceae. The coding region runs from base 1 to 1065 and encodes 354 amino acids. Gene Ontology annotation, molecular function: FAD binding; D-amino-acid oxidase activity. The transcript has 3 exons.